Molecule: messenger RNA, 2042 nt
Organism: Conger conger (European conger)
Lineage: Eukaryota; Metazoa; Chordata; Actinopteri; Anguilliformes; Congridae
Gene: esama
Product: endothelial cell adhesion molecule a
Exons: 7
Coding region: 459-1739 (426 amino acids)
Biological process (GO): homophilic cell-cell adhesion
Cellular component (GO): plasma membrane; adherens junction
Molecular function (GO): cell-cell adhesion mediator activity
Source: RefSeq, a predicted model, not a curated record
UGCAGGUGGGCAUACAAGCGCCCUUCAGGAAAUGCUCCAUGAUGUCAACCAGUAACACUGCAAGUUUCAACGAACCCCGUCUGUGUACUACUAACUACGGUAAAGAACAGUCAGCAAGGAAGAGGGUGCAGCGGGAAACUCACACAUUACCAGGAACGUCUCACGCUUUCUGCCUUUCUUGAUCGCAUUCAGUGCGUCGACCUGGGCGCCCAGUUAAUCAGACAGCUUCAGCCUGGCGCGGCGGAUGACGAACAAGAGAUGAUUUGUAACUUGCGCACAAUUUCACUAGUUCUGCUCUGAUGAAUAUUUCCCCUUGUUAAUUCUCUUCGAUUGUUGUUCAAAAGGAGGCUUGUGAGACUUGAGCUGCAGUGACACGGGCAAAUUACGUAAAGAUAACGGGAAUACUUAAGGGAUUGUAUACUUUGGGGUUGUGGCACACUCACAUCGUAUGUUGGGCGAUGGAGAUCGCGACUUCUAGGAAACUUGGUAUCUUGCUGCCACUAUUUCUAUGGAUUUUUCCAGGUGAUGCAGAACUGAUUGUACCGCACGCAAAUAUUGAAGUCAUCAACGGUCAAAAUGUGGUUCUACAGGCCUGGUAUAUAGCCUCGUCUAACAUCAGUGGAAACACAAUCACCUGGAACUUCCAUUCCAAUAGUUCCUCUUCGGUCAUUUCUCACGUAGGGGGCAAACCGAGUAAUGGCGGCCCGCAGUUCAUGAGGCGGGUGAGGUUUGUUGCAGCCAUGCCCAACAGCAACGUGUCCAUCCUCAUCAACAACACCAGGGAGAAUGACUCGGGCCGCUACGCCUGCAGCGUCAUCAUUCCAGGAGGAAUUUCCUUCACCGAGGAAAUCGCGCUCACCGUCAAUGUUCCUCCCUCACCACCGGUGUGCAGACUGACAGGGAAGCCUGUGCUGAAGGGGAACGUUACCCUGAGCUGCAAAUCCACAGCCGGCAAACCUGUCCCAAUGUACAAGUGGAGUAAGACCUCCCCAGUGACCGAGUUCUUCUUCUCCCCUAUGCUGGACGAGAAAGAGGGCAUGCUCAGACUGAACAAUCUCACCAAGAACAUGACGGGGAAAUAUGUGUGCACAGCAAGAAACACUGCAGGCUCAGAGACCUGCUUCAUUAAUCUGGAGGUCAACACCUCCACCAGUGCCGGGGUGAUCGCUGGGGCGACAGUGGGCACGUUGGUGGGGGUUCUGGUCCUGGUCCUCAUCUUCUUCUUCAUUCUCAAGAGACGGAGAGACAACGAGGACGACAUGGCCAACGACAUCAAGGAGGACGCUCAGGCUCCCAAGCGCGUCUCGUGGGCCAAGAGCGGCACGGGCUCAGACAUCAUCUCCAAAAACGGCACCCUGUCCUCCAUCGCUACCAACAACCACCCGCGGGACCACCUGUACCCUCACCACCCGGCCUCGGACACCGCCUCCGUCAUUACGGCCACGGGCAGCACCAUGGGCUACCGGCCCCGCCCUGGAGCGGAGCCCAGCCCUCUGCAGGGUCUGCCGGGCUACCACCCCAGUGCCAGCCUGCCCCGCGUACCCCUCGGGCCCCCCGGACCCCCCAGCACCAACGGGUCCAGCUCCCUGCACAGACCCGAGCCCGCCCAGGCCCAGGCCCAGGCCCAGGCCCCGAGACCGCCCCUCGUGGCCACCAACGUCACCUCCGCCAACAUCGCCCGCAUGGGAGGGGUGCCCAUCAUGGUGCCUGCCCAAAACCAGGCCGGCUCUCUGGUGUAGUGAACCACGGACGGACCCUGUAAACUAUUGUACAGAUUCUCCAGAUUGAAGAAGAGAAAAAAAAAACAAACAGUAAAAUGCUUCCAGUGAAUCUAAUUAGCGAUGAGGAAAAAUGUGUUUUUGGAUUUUGGAAAUAGCUGGUUGUUAGCGCUUAAGGUGCAUCGUCAACUAAAGUACAGUGCAGAUGUGUCACAUGAUGUGAUUUACUUCAUUUAAGUGUACACUGAAUUUUUAUAUUAGUUUUCUUUUAAUAUUCAUGGUAUAUUCAGAAAUGUACAGAUAUAAAUUUAAUGCUGUACCACA